Messenger RNA from Etheostoma cragini (Arkansas darter), 1596 nucleotides. RefSeq names its product C-type lectin domain family 18 member A-like. The transcript is spliced from 12 exons. NCBI's taxonomy places the organism in Eukaryota, Metazoa, Chordata, Actinopteri, Perciformes, Percidae. Bases 134 to 1459 code for a protein of 441 amino acids. The record is from RefSeq and is a predicted model, not a curated record.
UGAGACACAUGUGCUCUGCGCUGCAGACCGGCGUGAAAGCUGUUGAAGUGAAAAGAGGGAGGAGAGGAGCAGGAAGGCAGGAUAACUGUGAGCAAAGUGGUAACUGUUUUUGGAGAUACUUCAGGAGUUCACAAUGGGCUCUAGAACCGCGUCCAAGUUUGUGUUUUUUUUUAGUCUGCUGCUCCCGUUUAUCCACUCGAACCGGAUUAAUCCAGAAACACCGGAGCGCCAGAAGUCCGCCAUCCCGGGACUCGGGGUGAAGGAGCACUCACACAUUGUUGCCCAGCACAAUAGACUGCGUAGCCGAGUCAAACCCAUGGCAGCUAACAUGCAAAAAAUGGAAUGGAAUGAGAAGUUGGCACUACUUGCGAAAGAGAGGGGAGCAUUGUGUCAUACAGACUCGCCUCCUCAACACUCCUCAUCUAUCAGACACGUUGGCUGGAAUGCACAUCUCUCUGCUUAUGGUGUUGCAUCAUUUUCUGAUGCCAUUCACUCUUGGUUUGAGGAGGGGAAAGAUUUUCUCUACUUGAGUGGGCAAUGUAGUGAGAACGCCACCUGUCAACACUAUACACAGUUGGUGUGGGCCUCUUCAGGUCAUGUUGGCUGUGCCAGCCAGCUGUGUCUGAGAGAAGGAGACCUCUGGGAGAUGUUUGUCUGUGCAUAUUACCCUGGGGGUAACUGGGAGGUGAAUGGUCAGCUGGUGAUGCCUUAUAAGACGGGUCCAUACUGCUCUCUCUGCACCUCUUCCAUGUCUGGUUGCUUUAGACUGUGGGGACAUGUAGGUGGAUUAUGUGAGAUUCCAAAGAAUCCGUGUCGAAUGAGCUGUGGUCAGCACGGCCAUCUUAACAUCUCAUCCUGCAAGUGCACGUGUGACCGGGGCUUUACCGGACGUUUCUGCCAGGUACGGUGCAGUGUGCAGUGUGUUCACGGUCGUUUCAAAGAAGAAGAAUGCUCUUGCUUGUGUGAUGUUGGCUAUGGUGGUGCUGAGUGUGCAGAGAAAGUGCAGUUUCCCUUCCACAGCUGUGAUGUGAUGAUAGAUGGUGACUGCUUCAUGGUGUCAUCAGAAGCUGACACCUACUAUGGAGCCAAGAGUCACUGUCAGGAACGAGCGGGUAUUCUAGCUCAGAUCCACAAUCAGAAGGUUCAGGACAUCCUUGCGUUUUAUCUCAGUCAGCUGGAGACGAGCAACGAGGUCACCAACUCUGACUUUGAGACCCGAAAUUUCUGGAUUGGUUUGACAUAUAAGCCUCUGAAAGACUCAUUUCGCUGGGACACAGGAGAGAUCCUUAGAUUCAGCAGCUUUGCCUUUGGGCAACCUGACAACCAAGGCUUUGGAAACUGUGUCGAGCUGCAGGCGUCGAGUGCCUUUAACUGGAAUGACCAGCGAUGUAAAACGCAGAACCGAUACAUUUGUUUGCAUGCUGCAGAGCACAUAGCCCAGUGGGAGGAUGGCAGGUGACCUGGAUUUUUCAAAGGGGUGAAACUAUGUUUUAUAUGUUGGUUGGGACAAUGGCCACCAAUGUUUUUUUCAAUUAUUGUAAACAGAUCCAUGUAGUUUAGAUGUACUGUAUAUACUGUAGAUGUUUGAAUGCGUAA